Messenger RNA from Entrophospora sp. SA101, 129 nucleotides. The record is from the annotation of a GenBank genome assembly. Lineage: Eukaryota; Fungi; Glomeromycota; Glomeromycetes; Entrophosporales; Entrophosporaceae.
AUGGACCCAAGCUCAGAUCUUUACAAGUCGUUAGAAGUAGUAGCCAGUGUUUUUGGAUGGACAUAUUUCAUAGCAUGGGGACUUACUUUCUAUCCUCAAUUAUUUCUCAAUUGGAAACUUAAAAGGUGA